AUGGUGGCAGGAUACCAAACUUAUUAUUCCUCGACCGGUAGCUCCUCUUCUCACCAUGACGAGCAAACCGGCCUAUUGACUGGUCAGCCAUCAAUUUCGGCAACCCACUUCGAUAAAGACUGGAAUAGCAUCAUUCGUUCAUGGCUACCUUCAUGGAAAGCCCUUCGACAAAGCAGACCUGUACAACUGAUACCUUCCAUUACCAUUGGUGCUAUUAUCUGGUUUGGUGUUCCUGCAAGCGAUGAUCUCACACCCACUGCCAUUCGGCUUCUUGCAGUGUUUGUAAGCUGCAUCUUUGCAUUGAUUACUACAUCUGUCGACAUUUCGUUGUUGGUCCUAUCAGGCUUAACUUUGCUUGCCAUGACCCAUUCUUUUCAAUGCGAAGAUAAGUUGACGGGCCGUUCAACCGAAUGCCGCUUGUGUGGAACCGAGAAUCCACUUACGGGUGAUAUUUACAAAUGCAAUGGUGCCAAAGAGUCAUUCCAUCAUUCAUUGGAAGGGUUCUCAAGCUCAGUUGUGUGGCUCAUUUUUGCCGCUUUUCACCUUGGCAAGGCUGUGGAAGUCACUCAUCUCGGUCGUCGUGUGUCUCUUCUCAUGAUCAAGCUGUUUGGAAAGCACAUCAUGGGUUUGGCGUAUGCUAUUGUGAUCUCUGAACUCCUUCUAGCCCCUUUUGUACCAAGCAACACAGCACGCGGAGGUGGCAUUGUGCAUCCGGUAGUGCAUUCGAUUGCCACCACCUUGGGAUCCACACCCACCAAUGAUCCCAAGGUUGGCGGGUUCUUAAUGUUGGUCGGAAGCCAUUCAAAUCUGUUGUCAGCUUCCAUGUAUUUGACCGGCAUGGCUGCUAAUCCCAUUGUGGUGGCAAAGGCAUCCCAACUCUAUCCAGAGAUGACCUUUGACUUUUUGACAUGGUUCAAGGGAAGCGUUGUGCCUGGCAUGGUAUGUGCAGUAGCAUUACCAUUGAUCUUGUAUUGGGCAUGUGGCAUGAUGUCCAACAAGAAAAAUGAUCAUGAUGAAGAGCAACUCGCUGGUUCGACAACUACUUCAUCCCAUGCUGUGGCUGCUAGUGGCAACAGCAAGGCUGCUCAGCAGGCUGAUAACAUCGAUAUUGUACAACAUGCACAACUCGAAUUGGAGAAAAUGGGAAGCAUGUCAGCCAAGGAAUGGCAACUUUGUUCAGUGCUUCUCAUGUGCCUUGUGUUGUGGGUGACGUCGAGUUACACCAAGCUGGAUGCAACAUUGGUGGCACUCCUUGGUCUUGUUGUGUUGCUGCACAUGGGCACCAUGACUUGGAAGGAUAUUUCAAAAAAUACCAGUGCCUGGGACACGCUCUUUUGGCUGGGCGGGUUUGUUACCAUGGCACAUCAGCUAUCGGAUGCAGGCGCCUCGGCGUUCCUGGGACAUCGUAUUUCCAACAUGAUUGAAGAUCUCGGCCUUCCACCAGUACCCUUCUUGGCCAUUGCCUAUUUCCUUACCACAUUCAUGUUCUCAUCUCUCAGUGCACACAUUGUUGCCUUUGUUGCCACUUUCCUUGAUGCUGGUCAUGCUUUGGGUGCUAAUCCAAUGUUGCUUACGGUUCUCUUGGCCUAUUUUGGUACUCUUAGUGGAUGCAUGACCAAUUAUUCCACCGGUAUGGCUGCCAUGUACUAUGCCUCAGGCUACGUGUCACGCUCAAGAUGGUUUAUUAUCGGUUUUCAACUCGCUUUGUUUUACAUUGUGAUCUAUUUCACCAUUGGUAUGGGAUGGUGGCGUCUCUUGGGUUGGUGGAACUAG
Lichtheimia ornata is the source of this 1773-nucleotide messenger RNA. RefSeq lists its product as uncharacterized. Gene Ontology annotation, molecular function: transmembrane transporter activity. The record is from RefSeq and is a predicted model, not a curated record. The transcript has 8 exons. Gene Ontology annotation, biological process: transmembrane transport. Gene Ontology annotation, cellular component: plasma membrane. Bases 1 to 1773 code for a protein of 590 amino acids. Lineage: Eukaryota; Fungi; Mucoromycota; Mucoromycetes; Mucorales; Lichtheimiaceae.